CCCAGUGCCAGUCACAACAGGACUGGGAGCCUCGCUUUAAUGCACCUACUACAACAUGGCUGCGUACACGCAUCUCUACAACUCUCUCAUCUGCCUGGUGCUCUCGCUGACAGCGACUGCGGGCAAUGAGGGCUAUUUUCCGGAGGAAAAACUGGCGUCGGAGUCGGCUCUACAACGACCCAAGGUUCUACUGGCUAUUAUCGCCCGGAACGCGGCACACACGUUGCCCCAUUAUCUAGGCUGCAUCGACCGGCUGGACUACCCGAAAGACCGUAUCGCUCUCUGGGCCGCCACAGAUCACAACAUUGACAACACAACAGCUGUGCUGCGGGAGUGGUUAAAAAAUGUACAACAAUUUUACCACUACGUGGAGUGGAGACCUCUGGAUCAACCCACGUACUACGCUGAUGAAAUAAGCCCCAAACACUGGACCGGUUCCAGGUUCUCACAUGUAAUGAAACUCAGGCAAAUGGCCCUGAAAACUGCAAGGGAGAAGUGGGCUGACUACAUCCUGUUUGUGGAUACAGACAACUUUCUGACAAAUGAGCAGACACUAAAUAUGAUGAUUGCUGAAAAUUUGACUGUGGUUGCUCCCAUGCUGGACUCGAGCACAUUAUACUCCAAUUUCUGGUGUGGUAUGACACCGCAAGGUUACUACAAGCGGACUCCUGAUUACGUUCCAAUCCGCGAGUGGAAGCGUUUGGGUUGUUAUCCCGUCCCCAUGGUGCAUUCCACGUUCCUCAUUGAUCUCCGCAGGGAAGCGACAAAAAACCUGGCGUUCUUUCCUCCUCAUCCAGACUACACUUGGGCAUUUGAUGACAUCAUUGUUUUCUCAUUUUCCUGCAAAAUGUCUGGCAUCCAGAUGCACAUAUGCAACAGAGAACUCUAUGGCUACCUGCCAGUGCCCCUGAAGGCCCAGCAAUACUUGGAAGAGGAUGUCGAAACCUUUGUCCACAUUCUGCUUGAGAGAAUGAUUGAUCAUCCCCCUAUGGAGCCUUCUGUGUAUGUGUCCAUGCCUCCUAGGCACCCAGACAAAAUGGUAUUUGAUGAGAUCUUCAUGAUAAAUCUCAAGCGCAGAAAGGACAGGAGGGACCGAAUGCUACGGACACUCUAUGAACAGGACAUUGAUACCAAGUUAGUCGAUGCAGUGGACGGGAAAGCUCUCAAUACAAGUCACCUGAAAGCACUUAACAUUGAAAUGCUACCAGGCUACCAUGAUCCAUAUUCAGGCCGAAUACUUACACGGGGAGAAAUUGGCUGCUUCCUGAGCCAUUAUUACAUCUGGAAAGAGGUCAUCGACCGAGGGCUGAAGAAAGCUCUAGUCCUGGAAGACGAUAAUAGAUUUAAACCACACUUUAGAAGAAAGAUAACAAAGCUGAUGGAAGAUAUUGAGGAUAACCAGCUGGAUUGGGAUCUCAUCUACAUUGGCCGGAAGAGAAUGCAAGUGGAGCACCCGGAGAAGUCGGUGCCCGGCAUUAUGAACCUUGUGGAAGCAGAUUAUUCCUACUGGACAUUGGCUUAUGUUAUAUCCCAGCAAGGAGCCGAAAAACUUCUCGCAGCAGAACCACUUGGGAAGAUGUUGCCUGUGGAUGAAUUUCUGCCCAUCAUGUACGAUAAACAUCCCAUAGAAGAUUAUAAGAAGUUCUAUGAACCUCGUGAUUUGAAAGCCUUUUCAGUGGAGCCACUGCUGAUUUUCCCGACACACUACACUGGAGAACCAGGUUACGUCAGUGAUACUGAAACCUCCGUAAUCUGGGACAAUGAUGAGAUCGCGACAGACUGGAACCGCAAACUCUCCAAAAAGACAAAAGAGCAGGGCGAGAUUGGUACUGAAGCUCAGAACACUGAGGCACUGCAGCCCCAGUCCCCCAUCGGCACAGACUCUCGAGAUGAACUUUGACGCGCCUUUGCACUGGCUGGCUCUGAUCAGCGAUCAGAGUCAACAUCUCCCUGUCAUUUGGUUAAAGUGCCUUCUGGAAGGCAGCUAAAACAAUAUCUAAUGUGACAAAAUUGACUGAAUGCAGUGAUACAGCAGCAGUUAAUUUUAGUGGCUAAUUAUUAAUUAAUAUUGAAUAUGUUGAUUAUUUUGAAAGUGAUUACUUUUCCCCCCAUUUUCUCUGUCUUUGCAUUGCAUCUCACCUAUUACAUAAUACCCACUACCUUUAGGAAAAGGGAUGUUGGGCGUGGAAUGUUUGCUGUGUUAUCCAAGGGAUAGCAUGUGUUUCUGCCAUUGUGCAACAUCACGUUGAUAUCUGCCCGUAGAGGAUACAAAUUUAUAGUUGCACUCUGGUGUAGGAUAUGAGCAGUGCUCAUCACAGAAUGGCUAAUUAUUCAACUAUUGCUAAACUAAUAAGGGCUAAAUGUUCAAACUGCUGUUAUAUCAAAGAGCAUUUUAGUGCCUCAAAUCAAUAUUCAGAGUAAUUCUGCUGGUACGGAUUUCCUAUAAAUGCUACUGUUUAUUCAGAUGUGUUACUUUAAAUAACAAUAUUUGUUUGUGUGUGUGUGUUCUUAUUUAUUUUUCCCCUCUUUAGAGGAAAAGCUUGCUUGCAAUCUUACUCUGUUGUGUGGAUGUCAACUGUCCAGAAGUGUAACCUCAUCUUCGUUCUUAUUUCUGGCUGUCUUCUGAAAACAACACAAAGCUGUUCAGUUUCAUUUUCUGCCCAACUGAUAAGUGAAGAUCAAGGUUCACUUUUCCUGACUGGGACAUGAGUAUCCUCUGAUAAUCAAAAUGAUGCCAUUUUGUGAAAGCAAAUCAAGACAUUUGCAGACACUGCAACACACACAAAAUGCUGGAAGAACUCAGCAGGCCAGGCAGCAUCUAUGGAAGAGAAUACAAUCGACGUUUUGGGCUAGAAUUCUUCCGUAGGACCGAUUUUUCCAAAGAUGCUACCUGACCUGCUGAGUUCCUCCAGCAUUUUGUGUGUAUUGCUCAGAUUUCCAGCAUCUGCAGAUUUUCUCUUGUUUGCGUUUUUGCAAACGCUGGUUUCGUUUUUAUUUCAGAUUUUCAACAUCUGCAAAUUUCUUGAUUUACUUUCACUAAAUGGCAUAAUUUUGAUUAUCAGAUAAAAAUUUUUUAAAAACCCUCAGUGGGUCAGGCCACAUCUAUGAAAAGUGAAACAAAUUUAAUGUUCUAGACCAAAGACCUGAAAUGCUGAGAGCGCAAGAAAAUAAAAGCAGGAGUAGGCCAUUUAUCACCUCAGGCCUCCCCUGCCAUUCAGUAUAAUUAUGACAGAUAUACUUCAGCUCUCAUCUCCCUGUCCUCAGUUCUCCAAUUUUUCUAAAAAAUAUCUACAUUGCUUUUGAAUUCCUCCCAUUGAUCUAGCUACUACAAAUGUCCGGGGUAAAGAGUUCAAGAGAUUUACCGACCUCUGCAAGAAACUCCUGCCUGCCUCAGUUUUAAACUGCUAUGCCUCCUGCCCCCCCCCCCCCCCACCAAUUUUGUACCUAUGUCUCCUCAUUUGAAAUUCUCCCAAAACAGGUCAUCCCCAGUUUACUUAUGGGCAAACUGUUGACUGAGUGUUUGACAGAUCAUCAGGAUGGAUGGGAAUGGAUUUGCCAACUGCUGCAGGUGGGACAUGUUCUAUCAGGUGGGAAUGAGGCACUUCCAUGGGCCUUCUCUCCACUAUCCACCCACCCUCAACUGAGCCACAACAAGCGGUGACCAUCAGACAUAGGGGCAGGCUUCAGCCAUUUGGGUCAUCGGGGGUUGGUUUGAGCUGGGCAGAGCUGAGAGCAGACUGGCUAGAUCACUCACUGAGUCAGUAAGGCCAACUUGCAGUCACUCUUCUUGUGCCUGCUCGCUCUCUGAAUUGAAUUGAAUUCAAUUUAGUAUUGAAUUGAAUUGACUUUAUUACUUAACAUUGUUCAUAUACACGAGGAGUAAAAAUCUUUACAUUAGGUCUCUGUCUAUAUAUGUAAUGUGCAAUUUAUAGUAAUUUAUAAUAAAUACUAUAUAUGACAGGAUAAUCAAUAUAACAUAUAAAUACAGCUGUGUCAGCAUGGCCUGGUGGAAGAUGUUGUCCUGGAGCCUGUUGGUCCUGGCUUUUAUGCUGCGGUAACAUUUCCUGGAUGGUAGCAUCUGGAACAGUUUGUUGUUGGGGUGAUAGGUCCCCAAUGAUCCUUAGAGCCCUUUUUACACAUCCGUCCUUGUAAAUGUCCUGAAUCAUGGGAAAUUCACAUCUACAGAUGUGCUGGACUGUCUGCACCAUUCUCUGCAGAGUCCUGUGAUUGAGGGAAGUACAGUUCCCAUACCAGGCAGUGAUGCAGCCAGUCAGGAUGCUCUUAAUUGUGGCUCUAUAGAAAGUUCUUGGGAUUUGGGGGCCCAUACCAUACUUUUUCUACUGUCUGAGGUGAAAGAGGUGCUGUUGUGCCUUUUUCACCACACAACUGGUAAGUACAGACAAUGUGAAAUCCUUGGUUAUGUCUAUGCCAAGGAACUUAAAGCUGUUCAUCCUCUCAACCCCAGGUUCAUUGAUGUCAACAGGGGCUGUGAUCCUGUGAUUCUGUGAUCCUCUCCCACACAUGGUUUCUAUUCAUUGGACAGUCUGGGCCAUGGACAGUUCUCAGGAACAGAACCUGUCAUGCUCUGGGGACGAACUGUAGUGCAAACAGCUCGACUUCUACCCUGUCAUGCCCGCUCAGGAGUUUAUUUGUUUCCAUAAGAUCACCCUUGUUCUCUUAAACUCCAAAGAAUACUGAUUUAAUAUCUUUAGUGGCCAUGGUAGAACAAUUCUCUCAUCCCAGAACUUAAACCAGUGCAUCUUAUUUUGGACAGUGUCCAAUGCCAUUCAUAUGUUUUCAUACAUAAGGGACCUAAAGUGUGCACAGUAGUCCUGGUUAGCCUCCUCAGUAUGGGUAACAAUACUUCCCGAUUUCUAUACUCCAACCCUCUAGCAAUGAAGACCAAUAUACCAUUUGCCUUCCAAACCAUUUACUGCACCUGCCUGCUACCUUUUGGUGACCGAUGUACGAGAUUAUUCAGAUUCCUCCCAAUGAAUUGUAUAACCUCCCUCUUAAUCACGAUAUAUUAUUUACACAGAAGCUCUUACCCAAUCACUCGAUCUAUUUAUAUCCUGUUGCAGAGCCCAAAUAUCCUCACCAUAAAAUGGCCUCCAACUUAUUUGUGUUGAUCAUCUCAUUUAACCAUUAAGAUUUCUCCAAAGCAAUCAAAAUGUAUCCUCUACCCCCUCCUCCAGGCCAAUAAUAUAAAUCAUAAUAUAAUUGAGGACCAUGAAAUUAUUCCUGGAAUACUCCUCUAACUAUAUCCUAUCAUCCCAAAGAAGGCCAAUCUAUUCUGUAUUUGUAUUCAAUGCGAUAAACAAUUUUAAAUUUAUACUUAAAAAUGCAAACACGAGGAAAUCUGCAGAUGCUGGAAUUUCAAGCAACACACAUUAAAGUUGCUGGUGAAUGCAA
This is a messenger RNA of Mobula hypostoma (lesser devil ray), 5412 nucleotides long. RefSeq names its product procollagen galactosyltransferase 2-like. The record is from RefSeq and is a predicted model, not a curated record. Gene Ontology annotation, molecular function: procollagen galactosyltransferase activity. NCBI's taxonomy places the organism in Eukaryota, Metazoa, Chordata, Chondrichthyes, Myliobatiformes, Myliobatidae. The coding region runs from base 56 to 1900 and encodes 614 amino acids. The transcript has 12 exons.